Molecule: messenger RNA, 453 nt
Organism: Trichoderma asperellum CBS 433.97
Lineage: Eukaryota; Fungi; Ascomycota; Sordariomycetes; Hypocreales; Hypocreaceae
Source: RefSeq, a predicted model, not a curated record
AUGUACUGCUACCUGUCCGCCAGGUCUCUGCCGUCGAGCUCCAGCGCAUUAGCGGGGCUCGUGACUACCACGACAAGCUUUGGGUGCUCAACUUGCAAGGAGGCUCCUGCUAAACCUCCGACGUCCAUCAAGAUCCCAGCUCACUAUGGAGCACGGCCGGCGCUCUCCUCAAGUAGGAAUUCCCAGGAGGCAGAACAAGCAGCUGAGCCGAUGCGACGGAGCACUAGGCAAUGCCUGAUAUGGAGUACACGCAAAGCUGCAGCAGCCAUACCCCCUUACCAUCCUGGCUGGCUGGCUGGCUGGGGGGAAAGCAGCAAGAGUCUGGUCCAACCCAGCCCCGAGAAUCCGAAGAUCCACGUCGUCUCACGCAAUAGCCCACAGUUUGCGCCCAAGAGAAAAAGCACUAGGCCCUGCGAGGCCUUUGACGGGAGCACUACAAGUAGUCACUGCUAG